Exophiala viscosa is the source of this 2259-nucleotide messenger RNA. Its product is annotated as Rgp1-domain-containing protein. The record is from RefSeq and is a predicted model, not a curated record. Bases 1 to 2259 code for a protein of 752 amino acids. Lineage: Eukaryota; Fungi; Ascomycota; Eurotiomycetes; Chaetothyriales; Herpotrichiellaceae. The transcript has 2 exons. Gene Ontology annotation, cellular component: Ric1-Rgp1 guanyl-nucleotide exchange factor complex; Golgi membrane. Gene Ontology annotation, biological process: retrograde transport, endosome to Golgi.
AUGCCUUCGGAUAUCCAUGUAGUUGUCCGCUUCCAAGACCAAUCUGUAUUUGCAGGUGAACAGCUUCGAUGCACAAUCACCUUCAAGAAUGUCGCCAAUUUACCAGAACCCGUCAGUCCCGGGUAUUCGAGGCGGCGCAGCAGCAGGAGGCAAAGUAUAAGCCAGCUUGCAGCUCAGUCGACGAGAAAUCAUUGCCUUCAGAGACUCAGUCAAAAUGGCCACCAGAAUGACUCUGCUGCCGAGCCACAUGGUCGAUAUCGAGCUACUGCGUCAUUACAGACCACGGUGCCAGUAACAGACUCCCUGGACCCCACUGGACGCCCUGCUCCCAAGCAAAGAUCGGUAUCAAUCAUAUCAGUGAACUCUCCGAUACCGACGGGCGACCAGGUCAAUGCGACUAGCGGCAGCUGGGCAACGCAACAGAGACUGAGCCAUCAACGAUCCUCAACGGUACAAAGUAUCUAUGACUCUCGACAAACAACCCACCUCAGCCCAAUAUCACCUGGUGGCUCGCCUCAUCCAUCAAGAAAGGGCCGACGUAAUGGCGGCGCAAAUGGUAGUCGUGAAUCAACACCCGAUUUCAGCUUUCCCCCGCCAGCCGGAAACCAUUCUUCGGACCCAACUACAGGCGAGGCUUCGCUCGGACAACGGCUUCAAGAGCCCGCAAUCCGAGUCACAUCCAGAACAAACCAGGUGGCUAGUGAACGAAGUAGUGGCGACUUCUACUCACUCAGCAAUCACUCACAGGAAACUCUUAUGUCUGAGCAACAGUCUGUCAUGUCCGAUCACAGGCCAACACCAACCUUCUCCCUCCCUCUUCCACGCAGACCAACAGCAGUAAGAGCGCCACAGAAGCCGCGGGCCGUCAGCCUCCUCAUGGGAUAUGUACAAUUCAAUGCAACUUUCACGCUCGACGCAUCGCUGAUUGACCAGUCUCAAUUUGAGGAAGUCAAAAGUAAAGGCUUUCUAGGUGGGCAGGCGGGUGGUGGCGUGGUCGGAGUCAAAAGGCCCCGGCCCAACAGUGGCUUUCUGGGGAGUUUCAACCUGAGCAACAUUGGCGGAUCCUUCAACAGCUUGAUUGGUGGUGACGAUAUGAGCAGCGUGAAAGAAAUGAACGCUGUCACCACAUCGCGGGCAAUCCCCUUACUGUCCAGUCCGCAGUCACUACUAUUUGUUGACAUGCAUCUGGAACCUGGCGAGGAACAAAGCUAUUCCUACGUCUAUCCAUUACCCGCUGGGUUGCCAUCAAGCCACCGAGGAAAGGCCAUAAAGAUUUCAUACAACCUGACUGUCGGUGUACAAGGUCUGCCAGGUGGUCGAGACGUACACGCGGUACGACAGGUCAAUGUCCCAGUCCGUGUUUUCUCGGGAGUCAACUACGAUGGAGACAUUUUCGGCCAUGACCUAAUGCAGCCUCAUGUCAUUCUCCGAGAUUUGGCUCGCACUAAACCAAUAUUCUUGCCAGAGACCAACGAAGUACCGGAGACUCCUAUCGCACGAUCCGACAAGAAGUUGAGUGGCGAGUUCCUGCAGUUUGUCGACAAGCUAUUGGACCGUGAUAGAAGGAGACAGUCGAGUAGUGGCACCAUGGUGGAAUCGUUCCUCAACAAACAAGAUACGCAAGGCCAUCGAGCAUUGGAAGCCAUCGACCGUGCAAUACUUUACAGCAAUCAGACCGUAGACAGCGAGUCGAGUCCAAACCGCUUUGAAAUUACCAGGAAUGGUCUACGGGUCGCCGUUAUCGUCAUUGACAGACCUUUGCACAGGUUGGGCGAGACCAUCACCGCCGUCAUCGAUUUCUCAGAAGCACAAGUCCCUUGCGCCUCCCUUCGAUCUACCCUGGAAACUUCGGAAAAGGUCAGUCCCUCGCUUGCAGUCAGGUCAACAGCCACUGUCAAUCGAGUGACCAGACGAGUCUAUGCCGCACACUCGGAGACCAUUCUCUUCGCCAAACGAGCCACAUUCGCACCGAGUAUCCCUGCAACCGCAACACCAACGUUCGUGACCAGUGGCAUCAAUCUAGACUGGAGUCUUCGAUUUGAGUUCGGGACCAUCAAGCCCAUGGAGAACGAAGAAGGCGAAAGUAAGCCUGUCACGGAUCUGCUUGAGGAGGUGACCAAGGACGAACGUGGGGCGAUCAAUGUCGCGGUGGAGAACUUGGAGUGUGAGACGUUUGAGGCGGUCAUUCCCAUAACCGUGUAUGGUGAUCUUGUCCCAGACGGGGGAACAGGCGAGGACGUCGUGGGGAUUCCUAUAUGA